Molecule: messenger RNA, 9486 nt
Organism: Anopheles coluzzii
Lineage: Eukaryota; Metazoa; Arthropoda; Insecta; Diptera; Culicidae
Product: ecdysone receptor
Exons: 9
Coding region: 2023-4602 (859 amino acids)
Biological process (GO): positive regulation of transcription by RNA polymerase II; ecdysone receptor signaling pathway; negative regulation of transcription by RNA polymerase II
Cellular component (GO): nucleus
Molecular function (GO): nuclear receptor activity; RNA polymerase II cis-regulatory region sequence-specific DNA binding; ecdysone binding
Source: RefSeq, a predicted model, not a curated record
GUUAGAAGUUUGCUGCCGUCCCCACUUCAUUUUGAUUGUUGUUUGGUGUGGGUGCCGCGGAUCGCUGUUGAAGUACACGAUUACGGGACGCGGACAGUGCAUUUCUCUGCAACUACACACACUUCAUCAGAGAGUGAAUUCACAUUGUACGUCAUUUCGUCGGUGUUUGAUGGUGGUGUUUCUAUGCCCUCGCCGUGUUCAAACGUGUCUUCAAAUGAAUUAUUUUGAGCAAAUGCGAUGCACCUCUUCCUUAGCACGCCAGAAAAGUGUCGCGGAAAAAGCAAUACCACACCAAAAGUGUGCAAAAUGUGAAAAUUGAAAACAAGGUGGUGAAAUCUGAGUGGCAGCAGUAGUGUUGACAAGCCAGAUCGGGGAGAAGAAACUCCCGCCAAAGGAAAACGAAAAGAAAAGUGAAAAGUGUAGAAAAGUGAAACCAAUAUGCUGCUGCUCCCAAAUAUUUCAACGUCAACCAAUCGUACCCAAAACACGAGCCUGCUGGUGGUGUGGUGAAGUAGUCAGCACAGGGUGGCCGAAAAUUGUGGAGUAGUGUAAGAAAAAAUAAGAGUAAGAAGAAGAAAGGAAAUCAUCUCAAUCGGGAGAAAAGUCGUUAAGAUUUGCUUGACACCGACCAGCCACCAAAUGGAGGAGAAAUAGCAGCAGUAGCAGCAGUAGGAUCGUUUGCGAUUGCAGCAGCUGUCGAUCGCGCCAGGUACGAAGUGAGUGCGAGGUGCUCCGUUUGAAGGGUGAAAUGUGUGUGUGAGUGGUUCAAAUGUGUAAUCCCCCAAAACAACAAAUACAGAAAGGAGAAAAGAGAGAAAAAAAAGCAGUUUGGUUACGGCAGACGCGCAUCUAACCUUGGCCAGCCCAGCCACCAGCGCCAGAGUGCUUUUGGGGCGAGUGUGUGUGUGAGUGAGUCAGUUAAGUGUGUAAAUAAAGGUCCGGGUUUCGAUGAUCGCGACUCGAAAGUAGUGAAAUCGGAAGAAAGAAAGUGAAGUGACGCAGCGACUGCAGCGACGUUUUCAGUUUGUGUCCCCCAUGGUUUGUGUGUGCGUAUGUACAUGUGUGUCUGUUUGUGAAAUAUAUUUCUUUAAAGUGUGGAAGUAAAUGUUUCCUUAGUGUUAGAGAUACAUGCAAAUGGUAGCAGUGGAUGUGUACUACGUGUAAGAAAGCAGUAAAAUACGGAAACGAGUGAUUACAGUGCUAAAACAUACGAAAGCAAAUCGAGCUAGAGUGUGCAACAUAGAGUAAGAAAACAGAUAACCAUCGUGUUGUGUUCGCUUGGUAGCUGAAGUAGCAGUAGCAGCAGCAGUAAACCACCAACUCAAAAAGCAAUUCUUCAAGACUAUGUUUUAGCUGAAUAGUAUUUCCCAUAUUUCUCGCUGAGUACAUCGGUCACCGCUAACCAGAACACACCACUGCAGAUAAUAUUUCGUGAAUCUCAGCGAAUCUUCCUCCACACGACGGUGUCAUGUCCCGCGUAACGAUGAUCCCGAAGAGAUGUGCCGCAAAUAUAAACGCCUAUCGAAGCAGCACGUUGGUCAGCUUGCGGCUUGACCGUGUCCUCAAUCCGGGCUGCAUAUGAACGUCUCUAGCGUUAUGAGACAACUUCUGUAGCGCAACAGGGGGUACAGAACAACGGUCAAACCAGUAAAGGCCGAUAGUCUUAACGACGUGCAAUAGAAGAAAAGAGGAGAAACUUUAGCCCGUAGCUUCCAGAAUCAUUGUAAUACUAUUUAAUACACAAUCAAGCUCCAGACUCCUCGCGAGAAAGUUUUGGGGAAAAACUGUACAGAGUAGAAAGGAAUGAAUCUCCGCCAAUUCUGUUACGAAUAAAGACACUAACCGCAAAGAGUGCUUGUGCGAAAGUGUCCAGAAAACUCUAAGAAUCUCUGCAAUCGAAUAGAGAUCGUUCGGCUCGAUCGGAAGCAAACGACAUCGAAUCUCAACCGCUUCGUUGAGCGACAUCCAGCAAAACGCUUUUAAAACAGUCCUUUCUUCUUCCUUACCCCUUCCCGGUUGGUCAUGUACCGUGUAAACAUUGUCAGCACAAAUCCGAGUGUGUCAGCGAGCAGCAGCAGUGGAACGAGUGGAACGAGUGGAACGAGUGCGGGCAGCGUGAUCCUUCAGCAAGCGCCGCAAAUCCUCAGCAUCGCCGGCGGCAGCACGACGAUCCUGGCUGGACAAUCGGGAACGACGACGGCCCUGCCCAUCGGCACGAUAGUCAGCAUCCAGCAGCCGCACCAGCCCCAGCAGCAGCAGCAGCAGCAGACGGCCCGGCAACAGACGGCCACUACACCCGCGACCGCGACGAUCAUCGGCUUGAGUGCCAGUACGCUCAGUGCACUGAAUGCGGCAACGGCGGUCGGUACGGGUGGUGGGGCCACGAUAGCGAGCGGUGGUGCGACGAUCACACCCGUGAUAGGUAGCGGUGGUGCCGGUGGAGCGACAGUCGUCGCCAACCAGCUGCUAAAGGUGGCCGGCGGCAACAACAACAGCAUCAGCAUCCUGAAGAUCGGUGAUGACAUCAUGCUGAAGGCGGUGAAAGUAGAACCCCUGCCCAGUGAUACGGGCGGUGGAGGGGGUGGUGGUGGCGGCGGCGGCGGAGGAGGAGUAGUGGCAACCCCCACCGGAAGUAGUACGAGUGUCACUGCCAACACCGUUACCGUGACGACCAUUCCUCCCGCGAAUGGUGGCGGACAUGUUGUCUUUGGUGGCAAGCGGAGGCACGAAAGCAACGAAGAAUGGAUAUCCUCACCUAGUCCUGGAAGUGUGCAAGGAUCGGCCCCGCCACUGAGCCCCUCGCCCGGCUCGCAAAGUCACACCUACACCAACACGAUGUCGAACGGCUACUCGUCACCGUUGUCCAGCGGCAGCUACGAUCCGUACAGUCCAAAUGGCAAAAUGGGCCGUGAAGAUUUGUCCCCGUCGAGCAGUCUGAACGGCUACACCGGCGAUGGCAGCGAGGCGAAAAAGCAGAAGAAAGGCCCAACGCCGCGGCAGCAGGAGGAGCUCUGCCUCGUGUGCGGUGACCGGGCGAGCGGCUACCACUACAACGCACUUACCUGCGAAGGCUGCAAAGGUUUCUUCCGGCGCAGCGUCACCAAGAACGCGGUCUACUGCUGCAAGUUUGGGCACGCGUGCGAGAUGGACAUGUACAUGCGGCGCAAAUGCCAGGAGUGCCGGCUGAAGAAGUGUCUCGCGGUCGGCAUGCGGCCGGAGUGCGUCGUGCCGGAGAAUCAGUGCGCCAUCAAGCGGAAGGAGAAGAAGGCGCAGAAGGAGAAGGACAAGGUGCCGCCGAACCCGUCGACCACCACCGUGAGUACAACGAACAGCAGCAGCUACAAGUCGGAGCUGCUGCCGGUGCUGAUGAAGUGUGAAUCACCGCCCACCGCCGCGAUACCGCUACUGCCGGAGAAGCUGUUGAACGAAAACCGACAAAGAAACAUACCUCUGCUGACGGCGAACCAGAUGGCCGUCAUCUACAAACUGAUCUGGUACCAGGAUGGCUACGAGCAACCGUCGGAGGAAGAUCUCAAGAGGAUAAUGAUUAACUCACCCAACGAGGAGGAAGAUCCCCACGAAAUCCACUUCCGGCACAUAACGGAAAUCACCAUCCUCACAGUACAACUAAUCGUCGAGUUCGCGAAGGGACUGCCAGCAUUUACCAAGAUCCCGCAGGAGGAUCAGAUAACGUUACUAAAGGCCUGCUCCAGUGAGGUGAUGAUGUUGCGAAUGGCCCGCCGGUACGACGCCGAAACCGACUCCAUCCUCUUUGCCAACAACCGAUCGUACACGCGCGACUCGUACAAGAUGGCGGGCAUGGCGGACACGAUCGAGGACCUGCUGCACUUCUGCCGGCAGAUGUACACGCUCACGGUGGACAACGUCGAGUACGCGCUGCUGACCGCGAUCGUCAUCUUCUCCGACCGGCCCGGGCUCGAGAAGGCCGAGCUGGUGGAAACGAUCCAGAGCUACUACAUCGACACGCUGCGCGUCUACAUCCUGAACCGGCACGGGGGCGACCCGAAGUGUAGCGUCACGUUCGCGAAGCUGCUGUCCAUCCUGACCGAGCUGCGGACGCUCGGCAACCAGAACUCGGAGAUGUGCUUCUCGCUCAAGCUGAAGAACCGUAAGCUGCCCCGCUUCCUGGAGGAGAUAUGGGACGUGCAGGACAUACCGCCGGUUGGGCUGGCUCGGCAUCAAGAGCUGGUCGCACAGCAGCAGCAGCAGCAGCAGCAGCAACACCAACAGUCGGACAAUCCGAACACUUCCUCAAUGGCAUCCACCUCGUCGACGAUCGUCGUCACACCGAUGCAGCAAUCCAGUCAGCUUCAGCUGCAACAGCAACAGCAGCAACAGAUGCACAGUAACGGAGUCGUACCCACACUGCCGGUCGGCGGCGGUACGAGCGUGGUCGGAGGAAUAGUUACUAAUAGUAUCACCACGAACGGCGGCGGUGCGGUAAACGGCAGCAGCAGUAACACGGGCGUCAGCAGUAAUAGCAGCAGCAGCAGCAGCAGUAGUAGUAGUAACGCGAGCAGUAACGGCAACAGCAACGGGCUGCUCUCCACCGUCGGCAUGCUCGAUCACCACGUCGUAUAGCUAGCGUAGGGCACGGUGCUGCCCCCGGUGGUCGGCGCCGUCACCGCCCCGGACGUACUGUUCGACAGUCACGUGCAUCCGCUGGCCGCGCUGAUCGGUGCUGCCGGCGGCGUUGACGACGGCGACCACGCGGCCACCGGAAGCGUCUUCCCGGACGACGACAUUCUAUUUAUCGUAGAGAGUUAAUUUAUUUGUUUUCUUUUUUUUUUCUUUUUUUUUUUGGCCCACAACAACUCCUCUUUGGUGGGUUUCUUUUUUGCCUCUCCUGAGUGUGUUUGUGUGCAAAUGUUGCGAAAAUGACACUGGAAAAAGAGUCAGUAGUGGUGCACAAAUCAUCCACCGAGUUUUGGAUUGAUGUUUUUUUUUAUUUUAAAAACACACACACAGACAUACACUCACACAUACACACCCAAAGUUGAAGGUGUGCGUGUGUGUUUUGGCAGAUUGUAACAAUACUUCAUUCCUCACCUAAUUAUACAGCUAGAGUCUUUUUUUUGUACAGUAAACUGUAACGUAAAGUGAAAACCCGGAAGUAAUGAAUUGUUUUACGUUUAAGGCAGUUAGUUUGUUAGAGGAUCGCGGUUUUUCUCUUCUGUUGUACAUCUUCCAGCUUUGUUGCGUUAGGAGAAGAGGGAACGAGAGGGACGAUCCCACCCCCAAAACGGGAUUGUUUGCAAUAGGGAGUUUUGCAUUGUAGAUAAGUGAAGUGUUUAAUUGAAUAUUGAGCAAGGAAGCUAUCCCCCCCCCCCCCUCGGACCGCCGCUGCGUUGUGUGUGCGCGUAAAUCUGUGUUGUGAAUGAUGAAAGAGUACUACUAUUAGCUCUACGAUAGUAAGUGGCAGGAUUAGGAUCGUUUUUUUUAUUAUUGUAAGGUAGGGAAGCGCACCAGCACCAGUGUGCAGCAUUUCCGGUUACCCAUCGGAUGCGGGGGUAAUUGGUAAGAGUGUGCACAGAUCGAUGUGCUGCGUCGUGUGCGGUGUAUUUAAGCGGUAGGGAUGUUUAACGAUACUGAAAUAAGCUAAAGGGGAACACACACUAGCAAACUACUACUAUUACUACUACUACUACUACGACUACUACUGCUACUACUAUUACUGUGGAAAAGCUGCGAAAGAAGGUGCAACGAGACGUGCUGCACCCAUUUGCACCCCCCCCCAACAAUCCAACUUAAGAACACCGUCACACACUCACACACACUUCCUCCGCGUGGAAGAACCCCCUUCAACAUUUAAAUAUACUGCCACAGCUACAUUGCGCUGCUGUAGUUGUAGUAGUAGUAGUGUAGUACCAUUACUACUACUACUACUACUACCACUACCAUUUUACUUUGUCAAAUUGCUGCUACCCUUAAAACACUGCGAGAAGGAGAGCGCUACUGUGAAACGAAAUGCAACCGAAUCCGCCGGAGAAAGGGAAACCCAAAAUUCCACCUCCUUUUUGACGGCUCAACGCCUCCUACUGCCAAUAGAGAAAUACCGUACAGUAGCAUACACAGAAAAAAGAAGCGGCACGCCACAACAAGGUUCACAUUGAUUUAGGUGAUCCCUCCCCUUCGGGGUGUAUGUGUUGUAAGGUGGACUCGGUGUGCGUUGAAGGGUAAGAUAUGGACAGGUGUGUGCGGUGUGCGGUUCGGAAACACCUUCUUUCGUAUCGUUUGGCUGUGACUUGUUAAUAAUUUUUAAGAGAAGCAUAUAUUAUUAUUAUUAUUAUUACUACUAUUACGAUCAACAAUAUUACUAUUAGCGCGGUCACACACGCACGCACACCGUUCUCUUGGCUUUAGAUGGCGAGAAAUGGUGUGUGUGUGUGCGUGAGUGUCUGUGGCGCAAGCACUCUAGCCCUUGCGCAAGAGAAAAACGGAAAAGAAAAAGGAUAUAUGUAGGGGAAGCUAUUGUGUGAACCCGGGAAUACAGUGUUUACAGAAGCAAAUCGCUCCACUUUCCUUCGCCCCCUCACAGAAAGAUAGAGUUAAUAAGCUAGCGGAGCUAAGUUACUUUCGGAAACAAAACCUCUCCACACACGCACGUGGUUUAUAAAAGCAAAAGCAGAAAAAAAACGCAACAGCGGGAAGAUGAAGUUGGGGGGAUUUUCUCGCACUAAUGGCGGUGGUUGUUUUCCGAUAUUUGGAACGAAUUUCAGUGCGGUUCAGCAGUAGUAGUAGUAGUACUCUGGGCCGUAGCAGCUGUGUGUGAGAUGAUCCCGCGACCACUUCCUCUUCCGCGCGUUGUUUUGUGUGGUUUAGUAGGGGAAAAACACACAGUUUCACUAAAAAUGAAAGGGAAAAAGGGGACGAAUCGACCGGAUCGAAACACACUGUGGUGUGCUUUCUUUUUCCCCCCAAAAACUCUCUCGCUCUAUCUCUCUAUAACAGCACACGCAGACGAUCGUGUAGUGUGAGUUUAAAAUGUUUUAAGCAAAACCCUCAAAACCUUCAAAUGCAGUUCACACAAAACGGUUCAACACAAAUCGCAAAUGUGGUGUUUGCUGCUGCCUGCUAUCUUCACGGCGGCUUGAUUGAUUGAUUGAUGAGUGGAAAAGGAAAAGAAAAAGGGUGGUUUGCGGGAAAAGAGAGUGAGAAACGUUUAUAAUGUAGCAAACUGUUGGCAAAAGAAUUGUAGUUUGAAUGCAUAGGUUUUGUUGCUUGUGUAACACAAUUUAGUAUGGAAUUUAGAGAACAUAAAACGAUGUGCAUUUAAGUUUUACACACUCUCCUCCCCACUAGGCUCAAAAAAUCCAGGUUUUUCGAGAAACGUCCUGAAUCCAGAAAGGCUUCUUUAUUUGUCGUUGCAAAACGCACUCGCACACGCACCCACACAAACAAUCGGUUGUUACUUUAAACAUAUCCUGUAAUGCGUAAUGUGUUUCCGUAAGCCUUUAUUCAAUCUCUUUCCUUGUGCCGCGCGACCACUCUUCUGUACGUGUGUGUGCGUUUAGAACCCAUUCUGUUUUAGUCGAAAAUGCAAACAAUUAAAUCAAUUAUUAGUCAAAAGAGUUGUUGUAAAUCGUGUUCUAGCCAAAUGCGGCCAACUGUAACAAAGAAAGAUUCUCUCCCCCCACCCGUUUUGCCCUUGUUAAAUUACCUUGUUUCCAUCCCUUGUAUUAAUUUUAUAGCAAAAUUUUAAGCUUAUUCCAUUUAAUUACAAACACACACACACCAUCCACAAUACCACACCCGUCCGUUCCUACAAAGCAAAAACGACCAUUAAACGUUUGCGGUUGUCAAUUAAUUGCAAGCUGCUAAUGCGCGUGUGUUUUACUUUUCCGUAGUUGUUUCUAAUAAAGUGAAAUGGAGAACAAAAAAGCUUUUACAAAAAUAGAAAACAAACAACAAAAGCAGCAAAACAAGAAGGGAACAACAAGAAUUAGUUUUUGACCGUUGUCGUGCUAAUUUAAUUUAAUGCUUCCCGAGCUACUGCACUUUGCUUUACAAAAAGGAGAAGAAAAUAAGACAUGAAAAUGAGAAAACGAAGAAAUCGUGUAUGUGUGAUGCGAGAGGGAAGAAAGAGAGCGAAUGUGUAGAAAGAGUGUAUGUAAGAAAACUUUUUUUUUAAAAAGACAGUUUUUCUUUCUGUUUGUGUUCGGAAACGGAGGUGCCUUUUGACAAAACAAAACAAAACAAAUAACCACAAACAAAUGUCGCAAACAGUGCAGGAAAUCUAAAAAAAGAAAAGUUAAAACACACACCAUUAAACAAGCAGAACAGAGUGUACGGAGUAAAGCAGCUUCAUUCAUACAAUCUUCAAACUUCAUUACAAACAGUAAAAUAGAAAAAGAGGAAAAAGGAAGACAAGCAAAACAUAAAAAACAACAGUAAAGUUGUAAUUUGCGUUGCAAAAGAUAACUCGAGAAGAAAACAACGCGAAAAGUGAAAAGCAAACAUGUAGACAAAACACACACAUAAACAACAACAAAACUUUACUAGAUAGGUGGGAACGGGAAACGAAUUGAAAAAGAGUGAUUUUUUUGUAGUGCAACACGAGUAAUGAGAGGCAAACAACAAAACGGACUGAUUACUUGGAGCGGCGUCGUGAUGGUUUCGUUUUGGAAGUGCGAUGAAAAGUGUCCGAUGAAACGAAUGGGAGGAGAAGCAAGUUUUAUGCAAACACCACCUCAUAACCAGAAAAGAAUAGAUGCGCCCACAAAAACCAACCAACCUUUUCGUUCUCUCUUUAUCACACGAUGGAGGGAAGAGGAAAAAAAAGUUAAAAAAAACCUUUGUAAUUAACGUGAAAAAGAAGCUUUUUGGGGAGUAUAAAAUCUCAACACACAGGAUAAGAAGAGUGCAGAACAAAACAAACAAAAAACACUACACACCGAUUAGAGCUCUAGUAGCACACGAAUGCAGCUGAAGGAUGGAAGACACACACACGCUGUGCAAACUGUAGAUAAAACAUAGGAAAAACGAGAGCAAAAACAAACAACGCAGAAGGAAAAUUUUGCCGCGCUUUUGUGUAAAAUUGUACAGCUUUUAAAAGAAAACACACCCGUAGACGAUUCUUAUCUACACAUGUAAGGAAAAGGCAAGGGCAAAAGGGCAAAAACAAGAGAGCGAGAGAGCAGCGCGAUUACACACAACCGUGUAUUAUAGGCGAAGGAUAGGAAGGAUUAGGAAUAAAAGGGAGAAGAAAAAACACACACAAAAAAUGGGGAAAAGUUGCUGAAACAAAAAACAACAACAAACAACGCCAGCAACGAGCCAGAGAGCGUACAGCAUUAAGAGCGUGCAUAGUGCAUAAUAGUUUUGUGUAAUUCGUGUGUAAGCAUUGAACUGGGAUAUGUGCAAAAUUUUCUCAAAUACUAUUAAUGACUUUAUCGAUAGUUACAUUUUAUUAUUGCUAUAUUAUUUUAUUAUUUUUUUGUAAUAAAAUAUUUCUUUUUUAAUUCA